AUGCGGUGCAACAUAAGACGAUUAUUCACUUUGGCAAUCGGUGUAUUUGCGGCGACGCUUGUGAUAAUCUCCUUUUCCAGGGACAACUUAGACGGUUAGUAGUUUUUUUUUUCUGAUUUCUGCAAUUUUCGGGUCAAUUGCAAAAUGCAUUUUCACUCACAUUUAUGUUGCAGUGAAGAGCUAUCACUUGACUUUGGUUUUUUGAUUUCUCUGAGAGCUCCACCGGUCCUUUAAAGUGCCCCUUAGACUUGUUUUGAAUAAGACUAGGAAAUUAUGUGUGAUUUUGGUUUAGACAUGAAAAAACAAUCCACAUCUGUAGACUUUUAAAGAUUAUCAUGAAGCUUCUAAAAAUCAUGCUUUCAGGAGAUUAUGAUCGUAGACCGCAGUCAAAAGAAACACAUGCCGUAGGCGUUGAAUUCGAAGAGCCGCGACCGUUUCCAAAGGGUCAGAACAGUCUGCCAAAUCAACCAUUACCUCCAAGUCUUGACAAAAAAGACACAAGUGAUCCGUUCAGCUUUAUAUUCCCAUCUAACAAAGUUGUUCUCCGAAAGCUUUAUGAUUUGACAAAAAAUGUCGAUUUCGAUCAGAUGACGGGGAAGGAGUGCCAGUCUAAUCUCACUUUAUCUAAAUAUUGGGAGAAUUCUCAGCAGUAAGUUAAAUUUAUGAAUUCCAGAGCAUUUUACUAAAGAGAUUGACUAUUAAGACGAUACGUGCCUGAAGAUGAUAACUGGGAAAGGUUCUACUCGAACAUUGGAAGUUGCUCGGUUUACUCCGACGACACUAUGAUCGACAACUUGCUUCAUGACCUGAACACAAUGCAAAUCAAGCACGUGCACAUCAUGGACGGUGGUACUCAAGUGAAGUUUGUGUUCACAUUUAAAAACGACAAACAGGCGGUUUUCAAGCCGAUGAGGUCGGGUUUAUUCGCAGUGGACACGUUCACACUGUUUCACUUUUCAGAUUCGGGCGAAAUUAUGAAUCGGAUCCCAAUCACUUCUACUUUAGUGAUUUCGAGCGACAUCACGCAGAAAUUGCAACAUUUCACUUGGACAGGUUGAUUCAGAUGAAAACAUUUAGAAACAACUGAAAACUAUUCAGAGUACUUGGAUUCCGCCGUGCCAUUCCAACCGUCGGCCGAAUUCUCAAUAUGACAUCGGAAUUGUUCGAGAAUGCUGAAAAGAAGUUGAAAAAGACCUUUUUCUUUUCGCCAGGUAUCCCUAACCAUAUUUCAAAAUAAUUGUCAUGUUUUCCUUCCCUUUCAGCCAAAAACUUUUGUUUUGUCUCUCGAUGCGACUAUUAUUGCGACACAACACACGCGAUCUGUGGUUUUCCGGACAUGAAGGAGGGAAGUGUGCAAGUUUUUCUGCCAGAUGAAGGAGCGGUGCCGAGGAAGCACAAUAGGAGCCCUUAUAGACGGUAAUUCAAGGUCAUUGCGCUCAGAAAGUAUCAGUACUUUGAUUUAGAACUUACUCCAAGAAAAAUCAGGUUGCGGAAUGGCAGUCAAAUAUGGAUUAUUGCACUGAUAAAGUAAAGACAAAAAGGCAAUACGCACAUGGACGUCGGAUAUUAGAUCUCAUUGAUCUUCACAUCUUGGAUUACCUUAUAGGUAAGUGCCCCGAAUAUAUUUCUGACUAGGCUCUCCAAGCUUUUGUAAACCCAGGUCAUGAGCGUGGUUAGAAUGGACUUCAAGAGCGUUAAGCAAACUUUCAAAUAGUUUGAUGGGGUCAAAUAACCUGAGAGAAUGACAUUUCUGGUAAAUGUUUGCUUGCGGCGAUGCCCACAUCACACCUUACACGCAAACUCCAUUCACAUGGGGUAUCAAAAUAUUCUUAGAAUUCGAACUGGAAGUGAUACCGCGGUCAGAGUUUUAACAUGCGUUUGUAGAGUCUCCUGAACUUCAUUUCAAAGUUCACAAAGCGGGUAAGCUUUGAGGAAGUUCAUUUGAUAGUUAGUUACUUCAGUGUGUCCAUUAUUAAAGCGGGUUGUUUUUGUAAUGAGCGGAAAGUUAUCUGGGCUGUUCGAGUUCCAAAAACAAUUGCGCUGGCGGUCUUCCAACUGCUCAGAGAGGCGACAAGUGUAAUAUAUCUCUAUGUCUUCUUCCCUACGCACCAGACAUGUGUUAAUUUGAUCUUUGCGUCACAGAUGAGUCAUUUCAGGAAACCAAGACCGCCAUCAUUUUGAGUCGUUCAACGUCUUUACCGACGUUCCUUCCUAUGCCAUCCACCUGGACCAUGGAAGAGCCUUUGGAAGAUCGGAUUUUGACGACGAUGACAUUCUUCUACCUCUCCGGCAGUGCUGCAUCAUUCGCCCGUCUACAUUCCGAACACUGCUCAGCUUCUACAGUACUCCCAAAUCACUGACGAAAGCUCUCCAUGAGUCAUUAUCUAAAGAUCCAGCACAUCCAAUUCUAGCUUACAAGCAUUAUCCUGCAAUGGAACGUCGGUUAUCAAAAGGUGAGCAUAGCUUUAUUUAAAUAGUAAAAUACUGUGAACUUUUGCAGUCAUGGGAUAUCUCCUCGCGUGUAUUGAAAGUAAAGGAACGGAAGAAGUGAUAGUAGCCGAGUACCACAAUCCAGAUGUAUCGGAUUUGGAACAAAACGACGAAGAAGUUAGCGAAGAGCACGCGGACAAAAAAGACGAGAAAAAGACAAUCUAG
Molecule: messenger RNA, 2655 nt
Organism: Caenorhabditis sp. 36 PRJEB53466
Lineage: Eukaryota; Metazoa; Nematoda; Chromadorea; Rhabditida; Rhabditidae
Source: the annotation of a GenBank genome assembly